Messenger RNA from Zingiber officinale, 1898 nucleotides. Its product is annotated as DNA-binding protein RHL1-like. The record is from RefSeq and is a predicted model, not a curated record. The transcript is spliced from 11 exons. Gene Ontology annotation, molecular function: DNA binding. The coding region runs from base 59 to 1321 and encodes 420 amino acids. Gene Ontology annotation, biological process: DNA endoreduplication. NCBI's taxonomy places the organism in Eukaryota, Viridiplantae, Streptophyta, Magnoliopsida, Zingiberales, Zingiberaceae.
GCCCUAGACGGGGGCCUUUUAAAAGCUCACUCGCUCUGGCGGCCCACUGUACUCCGCCAUGGCGAAGAGAAAGAAGGGAAUAGCCGACGACGACGAGGGCCGCCCGGCGGACCCGGAGACAGAAGAGAAGCGGCGUCUGAGAUCGCUUGCCUUUUCUCGGAAGCUCCUUCGACGUACCUCCUUGCAGCCUUCCGCUCCCCUCGAACCCUCCAAGGCUGUCGUCAGGCUCCAGGGCCGUGACAUCGUCAAGCGUGGCCAGAGAAAGAGCCGGUAUCUCUUCUCCUUCCCUGGACUGCUGGCCCCUCUAUCCUCUGGUCGGAUCGGCGAGCUCACCGACCUUGGUUCUAAGAACCCGAUCCUCUACCUCGAGUUCCCCCAGGGAAGGAUGAAGCUUUUUGGCACCCAUGUUUAUCCCAAGAACAAGUACCUAACUCUGCAGCUGACCAAGUCGUCCAAGGGUGUUAUGUGCGAAGAUGUCUUUGAAAGCAUGAUUGUGUUUUCUGAUGCAUGGUGGAUUGGCCGAAAGGAGGAAAAUCCACAAGAACUCCAACUGGAGUUGCCUAAAUGUAUUAGUGAGUCAGAUAAAGUCCCUAUAGAUUAUGACUUUAAGGGAGGUGCCGGUUCCCCUGCUGAGGAACAACUAGGUGGAAAUACGCCUGCAAACAACAAAAGAGAACCACUUUCUCCUAAAACUGAAUCUGAGGAUACAUUGCCAGAUGAUUCUGACAAUAUGAUGGAACAAGGAACAAAGAAUGCGAGUGAAGCAACGCCAGUUCGACAAUCAACUCGAAAUGCUGGGAAAAAGAGAAGUUAUGCAGAAUCUUCAGAAGACGAUUCUGCUUAUAAUGAUGUGGAUGUACCUGAAAUUAUUGAUGAGAAGAUGGAGAAAUCAUGUCCAAUAGAUUUUGGUGAUGUAGCUUCAACAAGUGAGCUUGUUGACAGAAAAGUAUGUUCAACUGAGAAAGUAAAGAAAGCUGCAUCAUCUAAAGGGCCCAAAGGAAAUGCCAUCAACAAAAAAGGCACACUAGUUCAGGCUACUUUAUCUAAUUUAUUUGAGAAAGUUGCUGAUGAGAAACCCAAACGCAAUUCAAAUGCUUCUCCUGGAUCUAAAGGGCCUGGCAGUGGUAGGCCAACAUCAGCUUCAAAGAAAUCAACUGAAAAAGACAAGGCAAAGGGGGCUGAUAAAAAAGAGGCAAAAUCUGGUGGCAAAAAGAGGGGGAAACAGAAUUCAAGUUUGCAGGUGCCUGUGGAACCUGAAGACAUCUCAAGUGACUCUAAGGUAAACCAUAGAAUUGUCGCAUUGUCUUCUCUGUUUUUUUAAUUGUACAGAACCACAUACUCGUACUAAUGUAAGAAUUGAAGUUACCUAAAAAUUCAUUGCCUGUUGGUUUGUUUUGCCAUCAUUAACUCGAGGAAGAUUAUUCAACAAGGUUAGUAUCUAUUCUAAGUAUAAUUAAUUAUUUUUCUCUAAUUAUAGCUCUAAAUGCAAUUCUAGUACGAGAACUUGAGAUAUUUGUUAUGAUGGGAAAUUGCAAAGGGACUUAGCAGCAUAGUAGUUGUUGACUAGACCUUUGUUGCACGUCUAGGAAAUCCAUGCUUUUAGAAAAUUAUAUAUCAAUGAUUUAAUUUGUUAGCUUCCAGUGAUCUGCGAAACAAGAGCAUCUUAGACUUCAUUUGCUGAUGAAAGCAUCUUUACUGCAUGAGAUCUCCAAACUACUGCCUAUGUAUUUCUGACUAAACCGGUUUGGUUGGAACUUUUUGAUGUUUAGAACAAAGGUUGAUUUGUGAUUUUUUUUUUCCAUAUCUGAUGUUACAUGCAUUUUUUUUGUCUGGUCUGAUAUAUUCAUAAUCAAGUUUUAAAUUCUUAAAUACAAUUUUCCUUCACAUGUUGACUCCUU